Cadophora gregata is the source of this 2172-nucleotide messenger RNA. RefSeq lists its product as uncharacterized. Bases 651 to 1973 code for a protein of 440 amino acids. The transcript is spliced from 3 exons. Lineage: Eukaryota; Fungi; Ascomycota; Leotiomycetes; Helotiales; Ploettnerulaceae. Gene Ontology annotation, molecular function: protein binding. The record is from RefSeq and is a predicted model, not a curated record.
UAGCCCUUACUAAAAAUCUAUUGCGCAUACGCCUCUAUACUAACACAGGUGCGCCUCUGUACCAUUUGCCGUUACGCGGAGGCGGUAUGUGGCGCAAAAUCUUAAGCGUAAGGCUAUCGCUCAGUCUUUUUCUCACCGAACAAUGUCGAUCGUAUUUCAGAUCGGAAUAAGCAUGAGAAAAGCCUUGAAAAGAGCGGAUAUUGAGCGGAUAUUGAGCGGAUAUUGAGCGGAUAUUGAGCGACUGGUGUUACGUCACGGCUUCAUACCGUCUCCGUCUCCCCAAUGUGAUUAAAUAGUUGAAUUGAUCUUGAAGCAGUUCAUCCUAUCUCAGCCGCUGUCACAUCGAAAAUCCCCAGACUCCGCUCGGCAGUGCAAAAGGGGCGCCGAAUCAACUUACCGUAAGCGAGACAACAUCAUCAUCCCUCGCUGGAAGCUCAGCCGCAAUUCCAAGUGCACAAAACAGAAAAAAAAACAAGGCUGGCGACGGGCGUCUCCAACCCCCGUUGCACAGCGAAUGAACUCGGAUGCCGAGGAAUUGAUGUGUCACUUGAGGCAUUUCCAUUUCUCCGUCCUUAAGGCGUUCACGUCCACCCACACCCUGAAGUGGAGCCCAGUACUCGAGGAAACAAGGACAUGGCUGGCAAUUAGACAUGUCGAGCAACUUCCAGUUCGCAUUUUUAGGAUGCCAGAAUAACUAUCUCGCAAGUGUAACUGAGAUAACUGCAUCUGAGAGACCUGUUGGGCCAUCCAUUACAGAAACGUACGGCCUCCCCGACGGCUUUGCAGCAGAGUACAAAAAGUAUGCCCGCAAGAAAUACUUCUUUAAUAUCCGUGGGCACGAUUCGCUGUCGCAUAUCGGACGAUGGCACACCCUCACAUCAGAAGGAAACGUCAAAGCGUGUUCAAACAGCUAUGCCGAGAUUCCUCAGUUGGCAUCACUUGCUCUCCAGAACGCUGGUAGAGCAAAACGAAACUGUACUCCGAGUAUGAACGUAACUUUUGGACCUCAGCCAGGGAGCUUCUUCGCGGAUUUAUGCGAGGUAAAAGAGUACAGGUGGUCGCACCUGCCGCCGAGCUUGGAAAGUAAAUUACAGAGCUUGAUGACCGCAAAUGCAACAUUUCUCAGGAGGGGGAUCUAUGGAAAGAUAUUUGAUGUUGCUAUAAAUGCUAGUGAGGGCUGGGUGUUGUUGAUGAAGAAGGGCGAGAAGUAUGAGCGGGGUGGUGAACUGCCGCCCGAGUUGAUCAGGGCCUUGGAGCUUGGUGUCGAGAGGAAAGCUGCCAUCAGCCGAAUAUUCCUAAACCACCAAAAUCCUUUCGAAUACGUCCUUCUAUUCUCUGACGGAAUAGCUCACAUCAGUCUUCACGAAGACUUCCACGAGCCAUUGAGAAGGCUCCUCAAGCUGUGGGCGACGAAUCGCCAUCUCUCUGACAAGUUCCGUUUUCAUCCGCGAUCCACUUGCGCAUACCCAAAACCGUACCAAAGAAGUCUCAAUGCAUGUUAUUACAAUGCACGAGGACUUUUUCAUCUUGCUCGUGGUAACAAUUUACUGGCCUUGAGUUAUUUCAACGAGGCGCAUGAGCAGAACAGAAGCAGUGAGGAGAUACAUUUGAAUCUGGGGAUGGCACUCGUUGCUGUGCGGAAAAGCCGGCAAGAUGAAGAGCUGGAGAUCUACUUGGCAACGGAGAAAGAUCUCAGACCAAAUCCAAUAGUGCUGAAAGAGGGAGAAUUGGGAAACUUCAGAAUGUCGUAUGUUGGGAUGGAUUCUAGGGGCUGGGACAUGGUCAUGCUUGAGCGGGGCUUGGAUGGAUUUAUGGAAAGAGUUCGGAGUACAACAUGCGAGUCAUGGACUUGUAGUAUGGUUGGGGAGAUGAUGGAAGUCUGGGUAGAGAAAGGUCCGAUCGAAAUGCCGGGAAAUCCCCUAGAUGGCAGGGUAUAUUCGCAUGAGUUGAGCGGAGGCCAUGAACACGGCUGAUGGGGUCCGCCAUUGGUAGGGGUAGACCAGAGUGCUCUUUAUGUACGAGAGCGGUUGGCGACAGUUUGCCAGGACAAUAGAUGAACCGAACUACAUAUCAUUGUCAACAACCUAACCUAUGUACUUUAUGAAAACUGCCAUUAUUCUUCGCACCUUUUCGUUGCAAGUUCUCAGACCAGCAAUACAUCAGUCAUUCCAU